Eucalyptus grandis is the source of this 999-nucleotide messenger RNA. RefSeq names its product subtilisin-like protease SBT2.2. Gene Ontology annotation, biological process: proteolysis. The record is from RefSeq and is a predicted model, not a curated record. The transcript has 5 exons. The annotation marks the transcript as partial. Gene Ontology annotation, molecular function: serine-type endopeptidase activity. NCBI's taxonomy places the organism in Eukaryota, Viridiplantae, Streptophyta, Magnoliopsida, Myrtales, Myrtaceae.
UCUGGUUCUUAUAUUGCUCGAGUUCAUGAUUCGUUAUUGAGGAAGGCACUGAAGGGAGAGAAAUAUCUGAAACUGUACAGCUAUCACUACUUAAUAAAUGGAUUUGCAGUACUUGUCACUCCCCAACAAGCCGACAAACUUUCACAGUGGACAGAGGUGGCGAAUGUAGCUUUGGAUUUUUCAGUUAGAACAGCAACAGCUCAUACUCCACAAUUUCUUGGUCUACCAAAUGGAGCGCGGGCACAACGUGGUGGGUAUGACUCAGCUGGAGAAGGAGUUGUGAUUGGUUUUAUUGAUACUGGCAUUGAUCCGACGCAUCCCAGCUUUGCUGACGACGUGUCUGACUGUCCGUAUCCAGUCCCUACCCAUUACUCAGGGAUUUGUGAGGUCACCUCGGAUUUUCCAUCUGGAUCAUGCAAUAGGAAGCUUGUUGGCGCCCGGCAUUUUGCUGCAUCUGCCAUAACCAGAGGAAUUUUCAAUGCAUCUCAGGACUAUGCAUCGCCAUUUGACGGAGAUGGUCAUGGGACGCACAUGGCUUCAGUUGCAGCAGGAAACCAUGGAAUUCCAGUUAUUGUUUCUGGUCAUCACUUUGGGAAUGCUAGUGGAAUGGCUCCUCGUUCACACAUCGCUGUUUACAAGUCAUUAUAUAACAGUUUUGGAGGCUUUGCUGCGGAUGUUGUUGCUGCAAUUGACCAGGCUGCUCAGGAUGGCGUUGACAUAAUAAGCUUAUCAAUCACUCCAAAUAGGCGUCCUCCUGGAAUUGCAACGUUCUUCAACCCCAUUGACAUGGCUUUAUUGUCAGCAGUAAAAGCUGGCAUUUUUGUUGUGCAAGCUGCCGGAAAUACUGGGCCUGCACCAAAAAGCAUAUCUUCCUUCAGUCCAUGGAUCUUCACUGUUGGUGCUGCUGCUCAUGACCGAGUGUACCAAAACUCCAUAGUUCUUGGAAACAACCGAUCAAUUGCUGGAGUUGGCCUUGUGCGUAAGCCAUCUGUUAGCUGA